Messenger RNA from Cricetulus griseus (Chinese hamster), 1523 nucleotides. The record is from RefSeq and is a predicted model, not a curated record. NCBI's taxonomy places the organism in Eukaryota, Metazoa, Chordata, Mammalia, Rodentia, Cricetidae.
GCGUCUUGGUGCUGAAUUGGGAAAAUCUGUUGUGUACCAGGAGACCAAUGGAGAAACAAGAGUUGAAAUCAAAGAGUCUGUUCGUGGCCAAGAUAUUUUCAUUAUACAGACAAUACCCAGUGUUUACUGUUUUAGAGACGUGAAUACAGCUGUGAUGGAGUUACUGAUUAUGGCCUAUGCACUGAAGACUGCCUGUGCCAGGAAUAUCAUCGGUGUCAUCCCCUACUUCCCCUACAGCAAGCAAAGCAAGAUGAGGAAGAGAGGCUCCAUCGUGUGCAAACUCCUGGCGUCCAUGCUGGCAAAGGCUGGUUUAACUCACAUAAUCACUAUGGAUCUUCACCAAAAGGAAAUACAAGGCUUUUUCAGCUUUCCAGUGGACAACCUUAGAGCCUCACCUUUCCUGCUUCAGUAUAUCCAGGAGGAAAUUCCAAAUUACAGAAAUGCAGUCAUUGUAGCUAAGUCUCCUGAUGCUGCAAAAAGGGCUCAGUCCUAUGCCGAGAGACUGCGCCUGGGGCUGGCUGUGAUCCACGGAGAAGCGCAGUGCACAGAGCUGGACAUGGACGACGGUCGACACUCGCCCCCCAUGGUCAAGAACGCCACUGUGCACCCGGGCCUGGAGCUGCCCUUGAUGAUGGCCAAAGAGAAGCCACCAAUCACAGUGGUUGGAGACGUCGGAGGACGGAUUGCAAUCAUAGUGGAUGACAUUAUUGACGAUGUGGAGAGUUUUGUGGCUGCUGCAGAGAUCCUGAAAGAGAGAGGCGCAUACAAGAUCUAUGUUAUGGCUACACACGGCAUCCUGUCCGCUGAAGCCCCCCGUCUGAUUGAGGAGUCCUCCAUUGAUGAGGUGGUGGUGACAAACACUGUCCCUCAUGAGCUCCAGAAACUGCAAUGUCCCAAGAUAAAGACUGUGGACAUCAGCUUGAUUCUUUCUGAGGCGAUCCGGAGAAUCCACAAUGGCGAGUCCAUGGCUUACCUCUUCCGGAACAUCACAGUCGAUGACUAACUUGGAGCUGCCUUGACCCUGGACCUACACAGCAGUGUAUCAGCCUGGAAUAGGCUGCAGCUAGGAAGUCUCUACAAGGCUGGUGAGGAGGACUCAAUGAGAUAGCAGGAAGACAGAGCCCGUGGAUAAAUGACAUGGCAUUCACUGUCUGCCAUCAUCAGCCUGCUCCUUAUCCUGAGCAGACACGGAAAAUCUAAUGAAGUGGAAGAGAAUCCAAGAGCAGAGUUUCUUUGUUUUUGUUUUUUUUUUGUUGUUCAAUAGUGUCUGCUCUGGGGAAGGCAAGCGGAGCAUUGAACUUGGUCAGGGAGCUGAGUGUCCCUGGCACUGUCAUAUGCAGGUGUCCUCUCCCUGGACAAGGUUCUUACAGAAACACUUUUCUUUCGGAAACCCCUGUGCCUACUGCCAUCGAACAGUGAAGCAUCUGUGUCUGCUCUCAUUGAGCUAGUCAGAUUAGAGCGUAGUCCUGUCCCUCAGCAACUGUGUUCUCGGGAGCUACAAAUAAAAGUUUCUUAUCUCUGGU